UCCGCUUAGGCUCCCAGGCGGCCGGCUCGGCGCUCUCGCGGUGUGCAUUGCCCCAGAGGCACCGGGAGAGCCGGGAAUGGGACAGGGGUGUCUGCGGGGCCCUUCCCGGCCCGAGCCACGUGCCCGCACCUGGUCCCUCAGGAGCCCCGCCCGGCCCGAGCCCUCCCCGCCCUCCCUGGCACUGGGCAUGCCCCGCUGCAGGGCUAUAUAAAGCCUGAGAGCCUCUAAUCCCCGGCCAUUGGUACCAAGCACAGGGCAGCCCCGGCCAGCCCCGCCCGGCCAGCGAGCCGCGCCGCCCCCUGCUCACCCAGCCACUUCAUCUACAAGAUGCUUUCCUUAGACCAGCUACGCCCAGAUCUGGCCCACCCUGCAGGCUCCAAGGACCUGGAGGAAGAAGGGGAUCAGCAUGGGGGCCCAGAGCUGCCCCCAAGAGGCCCCCUCCUGGGCUCUUGGCGCCAGGAUGUGAGCCUGAACUGCAAGAGCUCCCCUGAAGACGGUGCUGCCCGGGCAUGGACCACCUUCUACUACAACUUGUUGCAGAGCUGCUUGCAGCAGGCAGGCCUGCCCGAGACUGUGGACCGCACUCUGGAGCCUCGUCAGGGCUGCCCUGGGAUGGAGGUGACCAUGUGCCUUCUGGGCUCCCCAAGUUCCUUCUUCUCUGUGCUGCUGGAGGGCGGGGCCCAGAGCCCAGGGAACCUGCUCUUGUGUCUGUCUCCGUCCUGGCUCACCAAAGUGCCCGCGGCCGGAAGACCAGCGGAGGCGAGCCUGCUGGUCUCCAAGGCUGUGGCGUUCCACCCAGGGGGCCUGACCUUCCUGGAGGAGUUUGUGCCCCCCCGGCGGGUCACCUACUUCCUCGGGGAGCUGGGCCCCCGGGCCGGUCGAGGCCGGGAGGUGGCCGAGCUGAGCAGGGAGGUGGGCUGCCCCCUGGGAAGCUCGGCGGAGCUGGCCCGCCUCCUGGAGGACCGGCUGCUCACCAGGCAGCUCCUGGCCCAGGGGGGCAAGGUGGCCGUGCCUGCCACCCUGGCCCUGACCUACAAGCCCCCCCAGCAGCUUCGGGGCCAGGCCAGCACCCAGAACCUGCGUCGGGUGGAGCUCAGCGGCAAGGAGGGGCAGGAGGGGCUGGUGGAGGAGGAAGUGGAGACCUUUCUCCAGCUUGGCACCCUGGGAGAUGCCCACCAGGUGGCAGUGAAGCCCGGGGGCUGGCGCUGGCAUGGGAGCCAUGCCAUGAGCCUGCAUCCCAGGUCUGAUCCGGGGGCCGUGGUACGAGCUGUGCUGGCCCUGCUGGAGAAGCUGGAGGAGGAGGAGAGCAUCCUCGUGGAGGCUGUGUGUCCUCCAGUCCAGGUCCUCCAGCCUGCAGCCUCCAGGAGCCUCCCAUCCCAGCCGGAGCUGGCCAUUCGGGUCUGUGCUGUGGUGUGCAGGACCCAGGGGGACCGGCCUCUGACCAGCCAGAUGGUGUGCAGAGUGGGCCGGCAGGAGCAGCCCCUGCGGCACCAGGCCGCCCUGCCUCAAAGCCUGGACACUGCUCUGGCCGCCUGUGGGUUGAGCGAGCCCGCCACAGUGGAAGCGCUGCGGCGCCGCGUGCAGGAAGCGGCCGAGGCUGCGCUGGACGCCGUGCUCGCGCUGGAGGCCACGCUGAGCCCGGAGCAUCGGGGCGGCCGCCAAGCACAGACCGAUGUCCUAGGCGUGGACAUGGCGCUGACGCCCGUGGGCCCAGGAGGCUCGCUGAGCCCAGUGCUCCUGGAGCUCAACAGCAGCCUGUGCCUGGAGGCCUGCGGGCUCUUGGAGGGCCAGUGGGCUCGGCGCGGCCAGCGCUGCCAGUGGGCGGCCGCGGGGCCCCUGGUGGAGACCAUGCUGCGGCGCUCGGCGCGUCACCUCAUGGAGGGAAAGCACCUGCUGGUGGUGGGCGCAGGUGGCUACAGCAAGAAGUUCGUGUGGGAAGCGGCCCGGGACUACGGGCUCAAGCUCCACCUGGUAGAGUCGGACCCCAACCACUUUGCCUCCCAGCUGGUCCAGACGUUCAUCCACUUCGACGUGACCGAGCACCGGAAGGACGAAGAGAAUGCCCGGCACCUGGCAGAAGUCGUGCGGGCCCGAGGCCUGCAGCUGGACGGCUGCCUCUCUUACUGGGACGACUGCCUGGUGCUGACAGCCUUGCUGUGCGAGGAGCUGGGCCUCCGCGGCUGCCCCCCCGCUGCCAUGAGCCUGGCCAAGCAGAAGAGCCAGACGCAGGCUCACCUGCUGCAGUGCCGCGGCCCGCGCUGGCCCGCGCCCUCCCUCUACGCCGUGCCCUGCUGCCCGCUGCAGGCCCCCGACGACGUGGAGCGCGCCGCCCGCUCGGUGCCGCUGCCCGGCGUCAUGAAGCUGGAGUUCGGGGCUGGGGCGGUGGGCGUGCGGCUGGUGGAGGACGCCUCCCAGUGCCGGGCGCACUUCGCCAGGAUCUCCCAGGACCUGCGGGGGGAGGCCGACCACCCGGGCAUCGGGCUGGGCUGGGGCAAUGCCAUGCUGCUCAUGGAGUUCGUGGCGGGCACGGAGCACGACGUGGACGUGGUCAUCUUCUCGGGGAGGCUGCUGGGGGCCUUCGUCUCCGACAACGGCCCGACCCGGCUCCCGGGCUUCACGGAGACGGCGGCCUGCAUGCCCACCGGGCUGGCCCCGGAGCGGGAGGCCCAGCUGAUCCAGGCCGCCUACCAGUGCUGCCUGGGCUGCGGCCUGCUGGACGGCGUCUUCAACGUGGAGAUGAAGCUGACGGCCUCCGGGCCGCGGCUCAUCGAGAUCAACCCCCGCAUGGGCGGCUUCUACCUUCGCGACUGGAUCCAGGAGCUGUACGGGGUGGACCUGCUGCUGGCGGCCGCCAUGGUGGCCUGCGGCAUCCCGCCCGCCCUGCCCGCCCGGCCCAGGGCCCGCGCGCACCUGGUGGGCGUCAUGUGCGUGGUGUCCCAGCACCUGCAGGCGCUGAGCUCCACGGCCAGCCGGGAGGCGCUGCAGGCCCUGCACGAGCGGGGGCUCAUCCGCCUCAACCUGCUGGAGGAGGAGCUGGUGCCCGGCGAGUACGAGGAGCCCUACUGCAGCGUCGCCUGUGCCGGGGGCAGCCCCGGCGAGGCCAGGCAGCGCCUGCUCGGUCUCUGCCAGGGGCUGGGCAUCGACGCCCCCAACUAUCCAGUAGCCCAUUUCUUGUCUCAUUUCAAAUAGCAGUGGGGGGGGGGGUAGGGCAAGGCCGUCCUUAGCUUGGGAAGGAAGGGGGAUUGGGGUCCCAGCCUGGGAAGGAGGGGGCUCCCCAGAGUCUGGAGAGGGCCCGGACCCCUAGGGUCGAGUCUGGGAGGAAGAGGGCAGAGCUUCCCGGAGGCCCCGGCAUUGGGAAGCCAGAGUGGGGCUGGGAUGGGGAACCAAGGCAGAGGGAGAGAAUUCUGGCUAAGAAGGCCCCUCGAUGGGCGAGCCAAACCGGAUCUAUCUGGGAGGCGGUUUAGAGAUCCACCUGGCAGCCCCAUCCUAUCCCAGCCCUCCAGGGCUCCAGGCCCUUCCUUUCCUCCCUCCCCAACCCAGAGUCCUUCCUGAUGCCUGAGGUGCACCUCAGCUUCCCCCAGGAGGAAAAGGCACCCUCUGAGCCUGGGACUGCCGCCCACCCCCUUCUCCCUCCCCUGCUGGCUCUGCCUCCCUCACAACCCCAAGGCCAGAUCAGCUGUCCCUCUUCUCCCCUCCUCUGGGCCUGCCCACUCUCCAAAACAGCCAGGACCCUGGCCAAGGCUCUGCCCAGGCCCUGGGGGGGAUACUGGCCAGGGAGCAUCAGUCCCCUCGGACGUUGCCCUCCUCUGGUAGAGACAUUGUGGCGGGGAGGAGGGUGGCAACAGCCCCCUAAGCCUCCCAACAGCUGGGAGGGCCUAAACUCAGACCCAGGCCUCCUGUCCUCCCCCACCCAGGCCUCAGACCCUGCGCCAACAGACCGGGUGUGGGCACCUUUGGGCGACCUGGAACCGAGAGCUAGAGCAGCCAACACACUAGCCCCUCCCUGGUCUGUCGGCCCUGGGUCAAGUCUUACUCUCAAGCCCAGUGUUAAUAGCUUGGCUGCCCACUGGGACCAUGUCUGCUCCCAGAGUAACCCUCCCCCACUUUAUACCCACUUAUGGCUGCUGGGACCCAGAAACCCUGCAAGAACCCACGGGCUUCUGGGCCCGGGGCUAUUCCGAGAGCCCAAAGUCCUAGAGUGGAAGUGUCAGGCCCAAAUCCGAGAUCUUCAACACUGGCGAGGGCCCUCAAUAACAAGCAACCUCCUCAUUUUAUACAGGGAAACUGAGGCUCACAGAGGGGAAGGGGCUAGGCCAAGGUCUCAGACAGGUCAUGGACCCAGUAGCAUUUAGAACUUAGCAGGAACAGACCUACCAGAGCAUCUAAUCCAACACACUUGUUUUACAAAAGGGGAAACUGAGGUCCAGAGAGGUAUACUGACUUGCCCAUGGUGGGAGCUCCUAGCUCAGGGCUCGCCAACUAAGCUGCCUCUCUUCCUGGGCUCGCCUAAGCUCCAGCCACCCUGGGGGGCCCCAUUUGCUGCUCCCCCUUCUAGUCCUAGAUUCACAGGAAUAUCUGAGCUGCCUCUUUAAGCAAUCGCCUCCUCUGGGCUUAAGUCUCCAUGACGUCAGUCACCCUUUCCUAGGCAACACUCCCAGCAGAGAAGUCACCAGGGGAGCCCACAAGGCAGCCAGGGACCAGGUGGGCUUUGUUUUUCUUUUUAUUCUCUUGCUAUAACACUGGGAGAAGAGGGCCUUGGAAAUAAAGUUGCGGGAAGGGCUCCCCAGUGUGGCCCUGA
Molecule: messenger RNA, 4798 nt
Organism: Monodelphis domestica (gray short-tailed opossum)
Lineage: Eukaryota; Metazoa; Chordata; Mammalia; Didelphimorphia; Didelphidae
Gene: CARNS1
Product: carnosine synthase 1
Biological process (GO): carnosine biosynthetic process
Molecular function (GO): ATP hydrolysis activity; homocarnosine synthase activity; ATP binding
Source: RefSeq, a predicted model, not a curated record